AUGUUGCUGUUGUUGAAUCGGAAUUCGUGGUGUUGUGAUUGUCCGGGGGUGCUUGCUUCGAAAGGUGGUUGUUGGCGGUUGUUGAGCGAAAGUCAAAGCUUACGGAAUCGAGGGUCAUUGGAGUGGGUGAUGAAUCUGAGUUCAUUGUUGGCUGACUGCGGCAGAGGUCGUAUGUCGUAUGGUCAGACGGUUGGAGGUUCUCGGAGUGACUAUUUUUGCAGACUAUUCGGAAUCAGAAUGCUUCAUAUUCAGGCUACCAUUGAUGUUGCAGGUGGAGCGUCGAUGCAAGUUGAUCGGAGAUUUCUUCCUUCUUACUUCUGUUUCUUUUUGUGUCUAAUUUUGAACUUGAGUUGUUGUUUGUUUUGA
This is a messenger RNA of Vicia faba (fava bean), 366 nucleotides long. The record is from the annotation of a GenBank genome assembly. Lineage: Eukaryota; Viridiplantae; Streptophyta; Magnoliopsida; Fabales; Fabaceae.